CUCAACUUUAAACUACACAUCUCACAAUACAAGAAUCUUCGUCGAUUUCAAUUGCAUCCUACCAAUUCACAUCAUGAGCUUCCUACGACCCAUGUCAAUGCUGCGCUCGGCAGCACUACGGCCCGCAGCCCUCUCGGCGGCUCCCCGUGCCCGCGUCCAAGUUCGUUUCGCGACUUCAGAUUACGGCUCUGGUAAGGGCAACCCAGCUGGAGAGAACCCCGAGAAGCAGGGCGCCAACCCCAGCGAGAACCUCGAGCACCCCGGCCCCGCACCCCCCAAGGUCGCCCAAGGCAAAUCUUCGUCGUCGCCGAACAAGGACAGCAACUCGAGCCAGAAUGACUCUCCCAAGCCUACAUCAGAGUCACCAGCUCCUUCCUCGAACAAGGGCAAGCGCGAAUUCUCGACAUCGGCCCGCCAAAUGAAGGACAGCAAAGAGCCAGCCGUCAAGCAGGCCCAGGACAACAAACCCUCACCCAGCGAAGUCAAAGGUGCGAAACCCAAAAUACUCAACGAAAACCCUCCCGCUCCUGGAGAAGAGAGCGAGGACGUCAAGCAACACAACAAGGACAUGGAUAACAGGGCGGAACAGGCGCAUGAAAAGGUCAGCAAUGAGGAGGCAGAGAAAGACAAAGUCCCCGGUGGCUUCUGGAAAGGCGAAGGUGGACGAAGCGGCUCCGAAGGCGUACGAGGAUAAGCAAGGGGCGGGUGAAUGUUCGGACAUUAGGAUAGUGUACAGUUAGCUGGAAUUGACUCGCCGAAGUCUCGUGAAAUGUACAACAUUCAUCAAA
Molecule: messenger RNA, 788 nt
Organism: Alternaria rosae
Lineage: Eukaryota; Fungi; Ascomycota; Dothideomycetes; Pleosporales; Pleosporaceae
Exons: 2
Coding region: 74-694 (206 amino acids)
Source: RefSeq, a predicted model, not a curated record